CUUUGUCUUGUAUGCUCAGCAAUCAAUUCAGCAAUGUGAACAGACCAGAUAACAAAACUUCAGUAACAGCAGACAGGAACGCAAUCUGAACAAAAAACCAUCGGCAUUUAUUUCACUGGAUGUUUUUGCGGCAAAAUCAGAGGCUGACCAACUAAUUGGCUCUAUCACCAACCCUCAGAUGCUUCCAUGGCUACGUCUACAGAAAUCUACGAAAGUGGGGGUAGAACAAACUACACAAGCAUGGCAAACAAUCACAGCGACUCCACUUGUGUUUACUUUUCGAAAGGCUUCACAAUAUUUACUGUCAUUGCCUAUACAUUUAUUUGUAUAACUGGAUUCAUUCUCAACAGCCUAGCAUUCUGGGUGUACUUCUGUCACAUGCCCAGCAACAAUGCCAUUAUCGUCUAUUUGAAGAACCUAGUCAUAGCUGAUUUCCUCUUGGUCCUAUCAUUACCAAUAAAAAUCCUCGAAGUCAGUGGCUUGAGCUCCACACCAUACGUGAACAGAAUUUACUGCAAUUUUUUAGCGUGCAUCUUCUAUUUGAACAUCUACUCCAGUAUUUUCUUUCUAGGGUAUAUUGGAGCCAUCAGAUACCUGAAAAUCGUCAGACCCCUCCAAGCAUAUGCAUUUCAAAAUCUGAAGGCUGCCAAGCUUCUCUCUCUGGGAACUUGGGGUGUCUUCCUCUUCCUUGGAAGCCUCUUUGUGCUUUUGAUAAAUAUGGAAAGUCAGCCACGGCCACAAAACUCUCAGGUCUGCAUACAAUUUGGAAAGCAACAGAUUGUGUACACAAUUACCCACAUUAUUGGCCUGAUCAUAUUUGUGUGUGUGUUAGUUGGACUUGGCUUCUUUUACUUCCAGAUUUCAAGACAACUCCGCCGGUCUCCUUGUACACAAUCACUGGGAAAGCAAGCCAAGGCAAAGAACAAUAUUCUAAUCCUCUUUGUCGUGUUCUUGGUUUGCUUCGUGCCUUACCACACCAUAAGAUUUGCUUAUGUUUUAAGCCAGACAAACUCCAUUCUGGAGUGCCACUGGAAAAUGAUUUUGUAUUACGCCAAGGAAUCUUCCCUCUUACUGUCAUCGCUUAACUCAUGCUUUGAUCCAGUGAUCUACUUUCUGUUUUGCAAGGCAUUUAGAUCAAAGUUGGGCCUGGGUAAAAAAGCAAAGGAUUUACCCCUCAAUGAUAUUUCUGUCCCCACUAAUGCAUCACGUAAUGUACUCAAUUAAUCCAUUCAUUUUCACAUCAGCAGUGAGAGGAUCCGAGUUUAAUCCCCUGUUAAAGAAUACAAAUUUUUCCAGAAAGAGCGAAGUGCACUGGGCCCAUAAAGGUCACUUCCUCAAAAGACCACAUGCAAGUUGACCAACCGUAAGUCAUGCCCAACCUUGAAACAUAGAAAUAGAUGUGUGCCAUUUAGUCCUCGAGCCUUUUCUGCCAAUCAAUUAGAUCAUGGCUGAUCUGUGACCUAACUUCACACACCCAACUUUACCCCAUGUCCCUUAAUACCUUGGGUUAACAAAAAUCUACCAAUUUCAGAUUUAAAUGUAACAAUUGAUUGAACAUCAAUUACCAUUACUCAAUC
Molecule: messenger RNA, 1577 nt
Organism: Carcharodon carcharias (great white shark)
Lineage: Eukaryota; Metazoa; Chordata; Chondrichthyes; Lamniformes; Lamnidae
Product: P2Y purinoceptor 14-like
Exons: 2
Coding region: 187-1224 (345 amino acids)
Biological process (GO): G protein-coupled receptor signaling pathway
Cellular component (GO): membrane
Molecular function (GO): G protein-coupled purinergic nucleotide receptor activity
Source: RefSeq, a predicted model, not a curated record